This is a messenger RNA of Gadus chalcogrammus (walleye pollock), 1238 nucleotides long. It is a transcript of the gene srek1ip1, whose product is annotated as SREK1-interacting protein 1. The record is from RefSeq and is a predicted model, not a curated record. The coding region runs from base 114 to 626 and encodes 170 amino acids. Gene Ontology annotation, molecular function: nucleic acid binding; zinc ion binding. The transcript has 5 exons. NCBI's taxonomy places the organism in Eukaryota, Metazoa, Chordata, Actinopteri, Gadiformes, Gadidae.
UGUAGUUCCUAUGUCUUUGUUUCCAGCCGGACCCAUUAUCUACAGGAACAACGUGGAAGUUUAGUUGUUUCGCGCUGAACUUGUUUUCCUACCGUAUUCUUACUACGCCUAGAAUGGAUAUUCCUGGUCCAAAUAAGGACAACAUCCGUGCAGGAUGCAAGAAAUGUGGCUAUCCGGGUCACCUGACAUUCGAGUGCAGGAACUUUGUGCGCGUGGAUCCCCAGAAGGACAUCGUACUGGACGUGAGCAGCACCAGCAGCGAGGAGAGCGACGAGGAGGAUCUUCCGGAAGCCCCUCGGGACGACAAGCAGAGUCGCAGUGGACGCUCUAAAGGUUCCCGUGACGAUGACCGUAAACACAAGACGAAGAAAAGCCGGGAUAGAAAAUCAAGGAAAAGGUCUGGCUCGUCGUCCAGUGACGAGGAUGAGGACGAGGUGAAAAAGAAGAAGCGGUCUACCUCGUCGAGCGAUGAGGAGAAGGUGAAGAAGGACAAGAAGAAGAAGAGCCAUAAGAAGAAGAGCAAGAAGCACAAGCGGGAGCACGAGAAAACGCACAAGAAGAAGCAGAAGAAGAAGAAGCAGCAGUCCUCCUCUGACAGCUCCAGUGGCUCCUCAGACACCGACUGAAACGGUGGGACUUUGAGGAACUCCUGGACUCGAGUUCAUGAUCCACUCGCUGCACUCUUCUGCAACAACAUGUGAGGAAGAGUUAUGAUUUUCCCCACUGAGGAGAUUUCCUUUGGGAUGUGCAGAUUUCUGUGUUAUUUUCUAUUCAGACAAACUGGAGUGUAUUCGAGGUUACCAUGUAUUGAAUACGUCAUUCCAAAGUUUUUUAUCAGUGUUUUUAGUUGCGUACAUUCAUCAGGGGAAAAUACACAUUUGACAUGAUUGUUGGCCAAUAUGUUAACAGUCAUUCUAUUGUGGUGCUGGACAAGAACUUUAAACUUGCAGACCUAAACUUCUUGGUUCCUUCUCUUGUAGCUCCUGUGUUUUUCCAUCUUGGUCUUCAUGUAAUACAAUUGGACCAAUUUUCUUUGUGUGCUGACGACAAUAUUUUGCAUUGUCUAACACACUGUCUGGUCUUGGUUGCGAGUUGAAAUUCUAGCUGAUAUUCGCACCUUAGGAGACCUCAGAAGCUAGAUGACAUUAUGUUUUAAACAAAAUUAAGACUAAAUUACAUUCAGUUUUUUGUGUAUUUUUUUGCAAAGAUCGCAACUGUUUUGAAGGGAUGUAUUUUUG